Molecule: messenger RNA, 2097 nt
Organism: Penicillium diatomitis
Lineage: Eukaryota; Fungi; Ascomycota; Eurotiomycetes; Eurotiales; Aspergillaceae
Product: LCCL domain-containing protein
Exons: 2
Coding region: 1-2097 (698 amino acids)
Source: RefSeq, a predicted model, not a curated record
AUGAUCGGGGAGGGCCGGGAGGAGGCCUCUCGUCUAUAUGUGCCCCCAUUAGACGAAGAUGAACCAAAUGACUCAAAUCCCGAUGCAUCCGAAGAUUGCCCGCCGCCUGACGUGGAAGCUGGAGGCUCACUCCCAAUCUGGUUGCAAGAAUCAUCCAAGUCCUUUCGUUGGGGCUGGAUUCCCUUGCCGCUUCGAAAGGUAGGUCGGGCAACGGUGAAUUGGGUCAAAGGCCCUGAUCCUCCGCACACCCUACUCCUUCGACCGCUGUUUCCGCGCGUGCAAGAAUUACCGGCGCAAUACCUCAAUCAUUUCUUCCCGAAGCGCAAGCAGAAGCUAGCGCUUCUGCUCCUUCUUUACGUUGCAUGGUUCUUGCCAUGGUUUUUGGUCUUGUUGCACUCCCGAUCAUCCGGGUACAUUGAGGGAUACGGAAAGCUAGAAACUCUCUCUUGCGGGUCCACAUUCUGGCAAUUCGAUAAUGGCUGCGGUAUGAAUGGGAACGACUGCCGCCCGUUCUCCGCGUCAACGCUCGCAUUUCGGUGUCCCGCCAACUGCCGCGACCAGAAGUUGCUGGAGCCACAUGUCGUAGGCAACCAGACCUUCAAUUACCAGCCCUUGGUCAUUGGUGGUCCGGUGUCGGAAUCAAACAUUUCGGCCAUCUAUCGAGCCGAUAGUUUCAUCUGUCAGGCUGCGAUUCAUGCCGGGGUCAUCUCAAAUGACGGAGGCUGCGGAGUCGCGAAGCUCGAAGGUGCUGCGCACUUUUUCCCCUCUGUCAAGCAGCACGGGCUUCGCUCAGAGUCCUUUCCCUCAACAUUCCCCAAGUCAUUCAGCUUCCCUUCGUUGCCUACACACCAGUCGAAUUGCCCUGCGGACCCGCGCUGGUCGCUCCUCGGGGUGACUGCCGCGGCCCUGGGGAUCCUGUGGCUGUUCUGCUCAUCUCCGCCCAUCCUUUUCUUCAGUGCUUUCUACAUGGUGUUUUGCCAUACCGGGUUGGUUGCCGAUCCGCCAUCCUACCCCAAUCUAUCGGACCUUGUGUCAACGCUCCUUUCGCGAUUGUUGCCCGCGUCGUUCGUGGUCUAUGUCCUAUACAAAUUCUGUGCAACUCCACUUCUUCAGCCCCUUAGAUCACCGAUCUAUCAGUUCGAGAAGGCCUUUCUCUUUCUGCCUACUCUCUUUAUUGGAGCGUUAAACAACUACACGUUUGCGCGAUUGAUACCCCUCCAGCGCCUGACCCCCAUGGACAUUCAGCAACAACCGGGCGCAAAGCUGGCCCUUGCCAUCGUCAUCCCAACUGUGCUGGUGAUCAUUCUCAGUCAAGCCUGGACGAUUCGCCAAGGUGGCCUGCUGCCCCGCUAUCUCAAGAUUUAUGGGAUCAUGGCUUUGAUCAUUUUGAUUUUGCUUCCGCUGCCCGGCCUGCGGCUGCGCAUCCACCACUACAUCCUCGCUAUCUUGCUCAUGCCAGGAACUGCGCUCCCCACUCGUCCCUCACUGCUCUACCAGGGCUUGCUUCUCGGCCUGUUCAUCAAUGGAGUUGCCCGCUGGGGCUUCGCAUCCAUUAUUGAGACUCCGGCAGCUUUGGGUGAGUUGGUUCCCGGACGUGCAGGCCAGAAUUGGUGGGGGUCAUCCUACCCCAACGUCACUGCAUCGUCCGUCGAAAUCGCUCUACCCGAGCCGGUGACAGGGAUCACACAUCAAGGGAACGGCAACAUCACAUUCUCGCUGUGGGAGCCUGAGCGCAUGUCUCAGCUCUCCGUGGACGGAGUCUCUGUACUCCUCAACGAUGUUGAGCGUUGGCGCGGUUAUCUCGAUGAGGACCCUGCCGGUGAAUUUACCUGGCAUCGGCAUGGACACGAGGGGUUGGAGCUGGUGAAUACGGCACUGCUCCAGUCUCGAAGCCCAGGCGGCGGAGUGCAUGGGGAAAUACAGUCCGUGCUUUCUCACGGCAAUAAGGUCGACGACUCAAGCAAGGACGAUGUGCCAGACACCUUGUUCUUUCGCUUUGCCUUUUUGCGUGGUGCUGACGCUGGCGCUUACAGUCCGGCUGGAGUCUGGACGAGCGAUGGAAAUUGGAUCGCUCCAGGAUCUGUCAAGAAACAAUAG